This is a messenger RNA of Schistosoma mattheei, 1899 nucleotides long. NCBI's taxonomy places the organism in Eukaryota, Metazoa, Platyhelminthes, Trematoda, Strigeidida, Schistosomatidae. The record is from the annotation of a GenBank genome assembly.
GCGCUAUCUAAAAAGGACAGUGGUAUUGUUUCUCGUUAAAUUUUUAAACUGUUUUGAUCGUAAAUUACGUAUCAAAACUACGAUUUACACUUUAAUUGAAUCUACUCCAGUUAAGGUGAUAUUUUACUUAGUUUUUUUGGCUUUUGUGUAUUUAUUACAUUCGAAAGCAUUCUUGGUCUGUAUCAAAGUACUUUAGUUAAGGUUUGACAUCUUGCUAGAGUUUGUCUUGUGGUUCAUACUGUGACCAUAUUGUGUAUUACACCUUAAUCAGACUAAAAUGGUUGGUAGUACCCACAAAUGUGGACAACCAAACUGUUUGUUCCCUGUGGAGGAGGGAAUGCAGUGUGACGAAUGCAAUAAAUGGUUCCACAAAAUGUGCACCCGUUUAAGUCCCACUGCAUAUAAAAGAUGUUCGAAGCCUAACUCACAUUGGCUUUGCAUGUUUUGCUGUGCCAACAAGGCAUUGCUAAUACAGGAGGCUAUGAGCCUAUUGGCUCUGGCCUGUAAGAAGAAUGAUGGCAUAUGCGCCGACAACACGGGCACUGACAGUGACGAAUGUGCCAGUGUUGUUACGCGACGCCUCAAAAAACCGACUCUGACCGACGUAAAACUGAAAUCUUCGUUGAUAUUAACAGGGGGAGUAGUACCACCAAGUACUGACAUUGUUAAUAAUGCACCUUUAGUAGGAACCGUAGAUCUGGAUAAAACAGUCACCAUUCCAAAUAGUUCCAGUGUUAUGAGGGAUGAAAAAUGGACUACGGUACGUAGGAAACGAAACGAAAAGAAAAAAGCUGUAAGCAGUACACAGGAAGUUAGUAACUCACUGGCGGACCCAAAUUGUGAGCCACAAAUUGCACUACCAAGAUCUGAUGGUAAGAGUGAAACCCAUCCUUGCGUAACUGAGAAGAAAAGUCUAAUAACAUCGAAUAUUAUUGUGAGCAAAUUGCGGGAGUCAAAUGACCCUGAUCCGAAAAUUAGACACGCGCAUGACUUAGAAAAGCUAGGAGAAUACAUUCGUAGUAUUUUACCAGAUAACUCCAAAGGAGUUCAGGUUAAAAAGUUGGUAAGAAUAGGCAAGAGGACCGAGGACAAUGUUGAACCCCGUCCAUGCAGACUCCUUAAGGUAAUCCUAGGAUCGGAGAAGCAACGGGAUCUCUUGUUAAGUAGCGCUCGUUGUCACGACAAUUCUGACAUCCGAGUUAGACCUGACAUAUCUCUCGAAGAUAGAAUAAAAAGGAAGAAAGCACUAGCUGAGCUUGAAACCCGUCGGCAAAACGGCGAGGAAAAUCUCCGGCUAGUGGGUUUUCGGAUAGUCAGGUCUUGGAAGCGAAUGCUACCAAGGCCUGUGUGGAUAGGCUGUUCUACUUAGGAGUUUUAUAUGCCAACGCUCGUAGUCUACGAAAUAAGUUCUAUGAACUAGAAGCACUAGUGGACAGGUUAAAGCCACUCAUAGUAGCAGUGACAGAAACUUGGUUAGUCGAUGACUUAGACAUUACUCCAGAAUUAUCCGGAUACCAUUGCAUCAGGAGUGAUAGACAUAGAUGUAGGAAAGGAGGCGGCGUCCUGUUAUACAUAGCCAAUAGCAUAAAUAUCCGCUCCUCUAUUAGCGAAUCCCAUGAUAGCGGCACUUGUGAAGUCAUUAGCUGUAAGUUGGCUAUAGGAUGUAGUACAUUUAUGCUAGGUGUCAUCUAUCGGAGCCCAAUCUGCCUAGCUGAUGACUUUGUUUUAGAGCACAUUCAUCUUUGGAGUGAAAAUACCAGAUGUUUGAUAAUAGGAGACUUUAACGCACCUGAUAUUAGUUGGACUGAUAUGACCACAGAAGGAUCUAUAAACUCCUUUGAUAGUAAGUUCCUGAUAACAAUAAUGGAGCAUGCACUAGUACAGCAUGUAUCCCAACCC